Messenger RNA from Erinaceus europaeus (western European hedgehog), 983 nucleotides. RefSeq names its product transmembrane protein 126B (gene TMEM126B). The transcript is spliced from 5 exons. NCBI's taxonomy places the organism in Eukaryota, Metazoa, Chordata, Mammalia, Eulipotyphla, Erinaceidae. Gene Ontology annotation, cellular component: mitochondrion. The record is from RefSeq and is a predicted model, not a curated record. Gene Ontology annotation, biological process: mitochondrial respiratory chain complex I assembly. The coding region runs from base 41 to 724 and encodes 227 amino acids.
CCUGAGUCCCCGCCCACCACCAGUCACGUGGGACGCUAAGAUGGCUGUACUGAGACGUGCGGCCGAGUCCGACCUGAGUGCGGGUGCGGGGCCGGUGGGACCCGAGGAAGCGCGAAAGGAUCUCAAGAUAGCAACAUUCACACAUGACCAGCACAGUCUUUCUUUAGGAGAUGCAAAACACAAAAGACCAACAGUCAUUGAAUUCUUAGAAAAGAAAUUUCAAGGUCUUAUAGAAGAAAGAUCUUUCAAUAAUUCAGUGUUCUUAGGAACAACCGCUGGCUUCAAUGGAAUAUUGGCAAAUAUUAUUCUCAGAAGCAGCUUCAAGGUUCAGCACGAAUCUUUGAAGACAUAUGCAUCAGUGACAGCACUUCCAUUUUUGUCUACUAUCAUGACUUACGAGCUCUUUGUAACUAAUGCUUUACAUUCAGGUAAUAUAAGUUUGGAAAAUUGUGUUCUGAGAAGUUCACUGGUUAGCAUGGUAUGUGGAGUUUUGUAUCCUGCUGCCUUGGCUUUUUCUAAAAAUGGUCGUCUGGCAGUCAAGUAUCACACUGUCCCACUGCCACCAAGAGGAAGGGUUAUACUUUAUUGGGUGUCACUUUGUCAAGCACAGAUAAAAGUAAUGACAUUUCCUCUAGUCUUUCAAACGUUCUUUGGAAUAAUAAAUGGUCUAAAUCAGUAUGAAUCAUUUAAAAGUAAAGCUCAUAAAACUGUACAUAAAGAUUAGCCAAAGAUUAAAAAGAUAUUAAAUUAGAAGAAUGAACCUUUUUAUGAUGAGAGAGAACUCAUGUAUUACUGAAGGAGUUAAAAGUAACUCUGAACAAUAUAUUUCUGUUCCUUUUGCCUGGUAUGUAACAGAUAUUCGAUAAUAAUUCAGUAAAUGUUACUUUGUCUUUUCUUCAUUGUAUGUGAAAAUGGGUUGAAAGGUCAUAAGACAUGAUAUACUUCUGUUUUCAUUCAUUCAUUAAACAUUUACUGAACACUCA